Messenger RNA from Bolinopsis microptera, 2258 nucleotides. Its product is annotated as proteoglycan 4-like. Lineage: Eukaryota; Metazoa; Ctenophora; Tentaculata; Lobata; Bolinopsidae. The transcript has 7 exons. Bases 354 to 1418 code for a protein of 354 amino acids. The record is from RefSeq and is a predicted model, not a curated record.
GCCUCUCUGCCUCGAUUUUCUCUGCCUUCUGCCUCGAUUUGUCUCUGCCUCAAUUUCUCUCUGUCUCGAUUUCAUAACGUCAGCAUACCUGCAUACCUGUCACUAUGCUUGUUCAAUGUCACCUCCCUCAUGAGAUGUGCCCGACUGAUACCAAGUGUACUUAACUUGCUCCUUCAUAAUACCAAGUGGUCCUGCAACUAAUGAUCCAUAGCUACAUUUCAAGGCUCAAAUCACUGUCGUUCUAAUGGAUUGCAUUCCGUUCUUUUAGUCCAGGUUUCGAUAUUGAUUGUUAUCAGUUUUACACAACUGGAGGAGGGUUCUGGAAACAUAUUAUUAAUACUACAGACGGAAGAAUGGCAGAACAGGGAGGUGACUACCCUGCCGUGGUCGUAGCUGAGCCUCCUGCAGCUGCUAGUGUAACCGAAAACGUGGUUGUAAAUGAGCAACCCGCACCGGUUGCUACUGAACAACCAGCCGCACUGGUUGCUACUGAACAACCCGCACCAGUUGCUGUUGAACAACCCGCACCGGUUGCGGAAGAGCAGCCUGCAAUUGUUGUCGAUGACUACGAGCAGGCUAUCAAUACACACAAGCCCAUAGAAGCUGAAUAUGGGCAGCUUGAGCUGACGGCUCUAGGGUCAUCUGAGGGAGUUCAGCCACCCGUGGAAACGGUUGUUGUACCUGUAGCGGCUGCUGUAGAACCAUCAGUAGUUGAAGCUGCAGAACCAGCAGUAGUUGCUGCUGUAGAACCACAAGUGGUUCCAGAUAAUGUCAAAGUAACAUUUGAAGAACCGCCUGCUAGAACCGCUAAGGAUGAACCAGCAAUAGUAGAUGUUGAACUCUUCUAUAAUGACACCGAGCAAGCUCCGCUUGUUAAUGUUGAACCAGUUGGACAACCCUAUCAUCCACCUCACGAGCAUUAUGAACAAAAGAGAACGACAACAACCAAAAAGUCAUCCAAGAAGAAGCCGAAAGGAUCUCGACACAUUGAGCUGAUGGAAUGGCUGCCAACUCUCCCCCAACUGUUCGCAUACCUCGGUUUCACUCAGUUCCUGCUAAUGUUCUGGGUAUUUGUUGGGGAGUGCGCCAGCGAUGUUGGGGCUACUUGGAAUCUCGUUAUGAUGUGGUUGAUGGUAGCUACUUCCACUAUCCUUUUUGGACUCUACCAAUACUUAUUCAAAUUCAAUAUCCUAAAAUCAAUAUGCCGCACCACUGCUGCAUUCCUAGCGUUUGUCUUCAUCAUGUAUGCUCCAAGCAUGUUGCACCCCGGUUCCACCGCUGCUAAAUCCAUAUUCGCUCUUAUAAAAUUCCUGAUAAUAGCUGCUAUUACCGUGUUCUAUGUGGCUGUGUACUUUGAUGAUAUUGCUCCCCCUGCUAAACAUGUGCCGCGACGUGUGCGACGGCUUUUAUACAAGUAGAGAGAGAGAGAGUGUGUCCUCAGUGGCUGGCUCACUGCUCAAGCUCACAGUAGUAAUCACAACAGCACUGUACUUCGUCUACAACCUUCUCUCCGCAAAGAAGUGUCCUCUGAGAUCCCUUUCUGCAACCAUCUUCUCCUUCACAGCCACCCUCUUCCUCUUCCAAUUCCCCAUCCUCCUCUCCUCUGCAGACGACAGCACUGGUGGGAGAAUCGUGUUGGCACUUUUCCGGAUGCUGAUAAUCGCGCUUGUGGUUGUGAUCUUCAGUGUGGCGUACAUAGAGGAUCUGAGGAGUGGACCCGCUGACCCGGAGCCGGGUGAAGUGGUGGUGAGCAAUGGUAGAGCUGAAGCUCAACCUAUACCUAACCCUCACCCUUAUCCGACUACUAUCGGCAAUGAUUACGCAGCCGAAUGAUAAUUAUGAGGUGAUCGCUUAGUGGAGGAGGGUUUCUUUUUAAAACAUGUUUAGGGAGAACUUGGUUAGGGAAAACUUGGUUGUUAGGGAAAACUUGGUCGUUAAAAAGAACUUGGCUGUUAGGGAGAAUUUGUUUGUUUAAUACUCAAAAUAUUGCGGAGGACAUUUCAGUUUUAUGAUAUGUAGUAAAAAUUUUCAGCAAAUUUACAUUCAAUCAACACCAUAUUUGAUUUAUGGAGUUAGGGGAAAAGUUGGCAGUACCUAACAUAUUGUGAAUAAAUGGUCAUUGUAGUCAUAAGUAUAUAAGUCAUAUAUCCCUGUCUUGCAAAAUUAUUUGAUCGGCAUGCAAUUUAUUUAAAAAUAAAAGUUUAUGAAAUUUAUAAUAAUUUUAGGUCAGAUUCCAUUUAAAACAGUAAAAAUGUGUU